Oryctolagus cuniculus (rabbit) is the source of this 405-nucleotide messenger RNA. Lineage: Eukaryota; Metazoa; Chordata; Mammalia; Lagomorpha; Leporidae. The record is from RefSeq and is a predicted model, not a curated record.
AUGCCCUUUGCACUGACUACUGGGGCCAGAUGCUUGACACUUGAUCAUGAAUUCCCUUAUGACAUUGGUGUCAAGCAAGGAAAUGGAAGCCAUGGCAAAGUGAAAAUUGGGAGGAAGGAACACCAAGCAAAAUAUGAAGGAAGAUGCCACCGCAAGGUGCUGCGCGACAACAUCCAGGGCAUCACCAAGCCCGCCAUCCGCCGCCCGGCCCGGCGCGGCGACGCCAAGCACAUCUCGGGGCUCAUCUACGAGGAGACCCGCGGCGUGCUCAAGGUCUUCCUGGAGAACUUCAUCCGCGACGCCGUCACCUACACGGAGCACGCCAAGCGAAAGACGGUCACGGCCAUGGACGUGGUCUACGCGCUCAAGUGCCAGGGCCCCACGCUCCUCAGCUUCGGCGGCUGA